AUGUCAUAUGCAGCCGCAGCUUCGAAAGGCCCUAGACAGACGAGAGAAGAGGCAUCUCCAGUUCUCCGUGAGGUUGAAAAUUCAAGCUCAACACCCACAAAUGCCCUCAUUGAUACUGAUACACCUUCAGUCCACACCGUACCCCCUGACUUUGUUGCCCAGCCCGUUACAACCGAGACUCAGGCAUCCCGUGUGCAGCGCGAACGAGAUGUUGAGUUCGAAAAGGCACAUACCGUGAAAAGUAACGUAAACUCUGAGGUAGCUCAGAAUACUGGUCAGAAAAAGAAAACAGAGGAUCCAUCGUUGAAAAACAGAAAGAAAUUUGAAGGAUUUGAAGCGCAUGAUGGUAGCCCUUUAUACUCCGGGCAUGCGGCCAUUGUUGCCAUGUUGGGCAUUGCUUUGGGAUUUGGAGCUUUUCGGAAAUACUCUGCCGGGGAGUUAAACGGAAAAAUCGUAGGCGUGUGGACGGGUAUUGUGGGAACUUUUGCCGUUGUUGAUUUCUUCAUUUACCGGCUUAUUUCGAAAAAGAACUGUGGGCAAAAAUAG
This is a messenger RNA of Blumeria graminis f. sp. triticale, 546 nucleotides long. The record is from the annotation of a GenBank genome assembly. Lineage: Eukaryota; Fungi; Ascomycota; Leotiomycetes; Helotiales; Erysiphaceae.